AAAAAGAGCUGAGCAGAGCUAGGGACUGCAUGGUGGCUCCAGGAACGGCUUCCUUAAUUCAAAGAUAACAAUGGUUGGGAAGGCCAGAUCUUCUAAUUUUACCUUAUCUGAAAAGCUUGAUUUGCUAAAACUCGUGAAGCCGUACGUUAAAAUUCUCGAGGAACAUACCAAUAAGCAUUCUGUAAUAGUGGAAAAAAACAAAUGCUGGGAUAUCAUAGCUGAUAACUACAAUGCCAUCGGAGCAGAUCGCCCUCCUCGCACUGCACAGGGCCUGCGCACGCUGUACAAGAGGCUCAAAGAAUAUGCCAAACAGGAGCUGUUGCAGCAAAAGGAGACUCACUCAGAUUGUAAAAGCAGCAUUUCCGAGCCAACCAAGAAAGUUGUGGAGAUGAUUCCACAGAUUUCCAAUGUGUGUUUAAGAGACAGGAGCGGUGUUCAAAGUGCUAGUAUCGAUAAAGAAACAAUUGCUGGUACCAGUUCACCACAGGCAAUGUUGGAUCACCAUCCUGCGACAGUCAUGAUGGACUUGCAAUCGGAAAAAAAAUUGAUUAUAGACCCACAGCAAAAUGAGAACUUAGAACAAGAGGAAGAACACCAGCUGGUGCAUAUUAUGGAAAGGUCUCCUUCAACAUCAGUGUCUUCAGUUGAUAUGAGAGUGAUGAUGUCUCCCUCCCCUGUACCAAGAAGAGAUGAGAUUUUUAGGCUCGAGGUUGGAGAACGCUUUAGACCAAUGUGUGGUUAUGACCCGCAGAUGUUACAAAUGCUGAAAGAAGAGCAUCAAAUAAUAUUAGAAAAUCAAAGAAAAAUUGGUCUUUAUGUCCAGGAAAAAAGGGAUGGUUUGAAAAGAAAGCAGCAACUGGAAGAAGAACUGUUGAGAACAAAAAUCAAAGUAGAGAAGCUGAAGGCAAUACGACUACGCCGUGAUCUGCCAGAAUACAGCAAUAUCUAAAUAUUUUAUUACUUCUGUCAAAUUCUUUGAGAUACUUAAUAAUAAAUGCAAAAUCGUUCCUUAUGUUAAUACGAAUGGAUCCAAAUCCGGGCUUGAGACAUGAAAGCAUAUUUUCCAUGUGGUUGUUUAUGUACCUUAGAAAAAUACCUCAUAUGGGUUUGAAUGCACCAACUCUUCUGGUC
Molecule: messenger RNA, 1131 nt
Organism: Acanthisitta chloris (rifleman)
Lineage: Eukaryota; Metazoa; Chordata; Aves; Passeriformes; Acanthisittidae
Gene: FSBP
Product: fibrinogen silencer binding protein
Source: RefSeq, a predicted model, not a curated record